This is a messenger RNA of Amphiprion ocellaris (clown anemonefish), 3949 nucleotides long. RefSeq names its product DCN1, defective in cullin neddylation 1, domain containing 4 (S. cerevisiae) (gene dcun1d4). The transcript is spliced from 11 exons. The coding region runs from base 1145 to 1840 and encodes 231 amino acids. Gene Ontology annotation, cellular component: ubiquitin ligase complex. Gene Ontology annotation, biological process: protein neddylation; positive regulation of ubiquitin-protein transferase activity. NCBI's taxonomy places the organism in Eukaryota, Metazoa, Chordata, Actinopteri, Pomacentridae. The record is from RefSeq and is a predicted model, not a curated record. Gene Ontology annotation, molecular function: cullin family protein binding; ubiquitin-like protein binding; ubiquitin conjugating enzyme binding.
CUAUAAUGUGUGUCGGAGAGAGGCUAAGAGAUGCGUUCUGUUUCCACGUCUGCUUUUGCGCCGUGGUUCUGUGGGGUUUGAUGGAUUCCGUGCUUUUUGCUGGUCUCUUUGUAUUUGGCAGUGCUGUCUUGGGCGACAACAAAGGAAGGAUAGCUAGUGUAAUUUUAGUUGUUUUGGACAUGUAGGAGCUCACUGUUGACACGGCAGUUUUUCCGAAGUUAAUAUUUCGUGUUGGGUCUGCUGUGUUCGGUUAAAUGCCGCCGACGUUACUUAAAUUCAGAUGGUUUUCGAUGGUAAUCCGGCGCGUUGGGGUCUUUAUGUUCAUCGGUACUGCUGAAUUAGGGCGCGUUUCGGCUCAAACUUGGGAUCAACGUGAUUUCACUGUAAAUCGGUCAAUUUUCUGGUCAACUGCGGACUGUUACAGAGAAUGAAAAUUGUGACGCAGUUGUGUAAAACAUCUUUCAUUGCCUACUGCAGCAGUGCUGUCGGGUUUUGCGGCACCUACAUGAGCUACUGCAAAACGUCUGCGCAACGCUUUUGCGCUAGCAGGCAUGUAAUGUUAAUUUUUUUUGAAACAACGUAAAAUGCAUUCAAUCAGUUGGGGUAAAUGUUGGGGGGGUAGAGGGGUCUGAAAGAAAUAGUUGUUCGUUAAGCGUAUGGGAAUUGUAGUUUAAUAUCCCACACUGAGCCGGGCUUUUAACGGCCUCGUUAGAGGAAAUGGACUACAACGCCCAUACGCCCAACUCUCUAGAUACUUUGUAAACUCUGUGCAAGUUGCGCGUCUGCACUGCUAUUUUAGGUAUGCAGCUAAUGCUAUCUGCUCGGCUCCGUGUGUGUUGGUUUGCCUGGUUUUGGCCUCUAGAAAUAAAUUAAAAGCGUCGGUAUUCGGUGACAGCUUCUGAACGGGAAUGCAAAGAAGCCGUCUGGCAGCAAGGUAGCGCGCACGAUCGAGUAUUUUCGAGUUUCCACGUCUUUCGAGGAAUGCAGUGAGCAAUGAGUGUCGCUCCCUCAUCUAAAUUUUCAACUGAAUUCCCACUUGACUACACUGGCCAGCAUCCAUAAGAUCCACCACACCUUGCACAGGCUGAACCUGACAGAAGACGUUGGACAGGACAGCCAUCCCUCAGCUUGCUGCUCCAGAGCCAUGCCUCCUAGGAAAAAGAGGAGACCCUCUGCCGGAGAUGACAUGUCGGCCAAGAAAAGUCGCCAGGACAGUGUUUACAGAAAACAUGACACGUCACAAAUUCGCGAGGAGGAGACUUUUUCUAGUAAAAGAUGCUUGGAGUGGUUCUAUGAAUAUGCAGGCUGUGACGAUGUGGUGGGUCCGGAGGGCAUGGAGAAGUUCUGUGAGGACAUUGGAGUGGAGCCAGAGAACGUGGUGAUGCUGGUUCUUGCAUGGAAGCUGGAUGCCCAGAGUAUGGGAUAUUUUACUCUUCAGGAGUGGCUGAGAGGCAUGGGCUCACUGCAGUGCGAUUCCACAGAGAGGCUGAGGAACUCGCUCGACUACCUGAGAUCUGUCCUAAAUGACAGCACCAGUUUUAAACUCAUUUAUAGAUAUGCCUUUGAUUUUGCUCGGGAAAAGGAUCAGAGGAGUUUGGACUUGAACACAGCCAAGUGUAUGUUGGGGCUUCUUCUGGGAAAGACGUGGCCUCUGUUUCCUGUGUUUAAUCAGUUUCUAGAGCAAUCCAAGUACAAAGUCAUCAACAAAGACCAAUGGUGCAAUGUGUUAGAGUUCAGCAGGACAAUCAACCUGGACCUCAGUAACUACGAUGAGGACGGUGCCUGGCCAGUUUUGUUGGACGAGUUUGUAGAAUGGUACAAGGAAAGACAGAUGUCAUAGCUGCAGAGCGGAAUGGCAAAUGGGGGAAAAAAUACAACUGUGACAACAACGACUCUGAGAAAUCAACAACCAACAAGUAAAACAAUACAAAAAGCAGUGACAGUGGGUGCUUCCUGGGAAAGGAGGGGUUCAGGCUGCGGGUGGGCUUGGGUGGGGGCGCUGGGUUUUGCAGGCUGGGUGCAAUGCUGCCCAGAGCGUGGAGGGGCUGUCAUAGCAGAGUUAUGUUCCCUACCGAAGUUGCAUAGUGGGCAAGCUUGCAGCAAUCCCCAGCGGCAUUGCUCUCUCUCACUGUGACAUGUCAUAUUGCUGUGUGUGUUAGGAUAACAUGGUAUCAUACAUGGAUGAUGGAAGCAGAAUGGUUUUGUGUGGGAGAGCCACUCCUCACCCCUUGUCUUCAGCACAGAGAAACCAACAGAAGUGACCAUUCAUGGAUUGUGUCUGAGUCUUAAAUGGGGUCACUUUGACCUGGGCACAUUAAAGUAUUAUGUAUCUGUGCAAUGAACUUGAACUUGAGCUUUUCUGGACAGAUGGCACUAUUACAUACUAACUAUUGUUUGUCAUAUUUUGGUUUGAUAGGAUUACUUCAAGAAGCACACUGUGUCAAAUGGUUGAUUGCAGGAUUCUGAUGCCUGUGCUGUUUACUAUUGAUUUGUGCCAGUUAUUUCUUUUCCCUCCAGUUUUUGUUCCUGAUUGCUGUUUUGCUCUAGCUAGCGCUAACUGUUUGCAAACCCCCUGCAAAGGCUUCAGACCUCAUAACACCAAACAAAUCAGCGUUGCUGCUUACUAACUCUUAUUACAGUACAGCGGUGAGCCACUAGUGCUCUGAUCAGCAUUUAUUGGUCCGAUGACCAAUUAAUGUAUCUACGUUGUGUAGGUAAGAGUAUUAUUGUGCCUCAAAACAUGGAAGUCACUUUGUGUGUCCCACACACAUACCAACAAAACCCAAAUGUAUAUACACGUGUGAGAAUACAUACAGAACACACGCACAUGCACACACAGACACACUGAGUGGUCAGGGAUUAUUUCAGGAUGAAUUCAGACUGUUUGGGCUGUGUUAUAAGUUGACAUAGAGCUAGUUGGUGUCCAUUUUGUCUUGAUAUGUGACAUCUGUUUGUCUUCCUUAGUCCACUGAUAGUUUCAGGUCUCUCUUACCAGUAGCAUCUCUCCCAACACUGACAGUGUUAAUAUAACUGCAGUGGAAGACCAGUGACCCUCUCAGGACGAGGUCCGUUAGGCUUGAGUAGUGAGUUAGGUUUGCUGAAAGCAUUGCUUCAUACCACCCAUAGGAUGUAAUCAAAACAGUGGACACUGACAGUUUGGAACUGUGUGAUGAUGCUAUGCUGUUCUUUUCGCCUAGUAUAAUGUUCUUGUAACACAUGUAUAAAUUUUUGUCUUUGGCUGUGAUGUGAUGCUGAAUUGUCAGAAGAUUUAAUAUUUGCAUGCAUGCUCCAACAAGAGCCUUUUGUGAAUGGAUGAGAUUUUUUGAAAACAUUUUUCAAACAUGUUUUUGUUUUGUACAGGAAUUUGUGCAAGUGUUUUGUGCUUAAUUUGAUAGACACAAUCAUGUUAUUUUAAUUCUGAUAGAAAAACAUGAUUGUGUCUAUUAAGACCUGGAACACACCUGUAACCUCACGGUGGAACAGGAGUUCCCUCCUGCAUUUACCCCAUCUCACACAUCCUCACACAUGCUGUAAAGCUCUGACAAGCUGCAGCCAGUGCGUGAGAUCUCAUUUUAUUUAUUGGAAUUACAUACAGUAACUUGUUUUGCAACUUUUGCACCACACUGUCAUGAUACGCACCAAAUACACAUCAAAAUUGGUUAUGAAGUCACAAGCUUUCAUUGAAAUCCACCGCAGCUGAAAACUAUGAAAACCUCUACUGUCAUCACAACACGUCAAUCAUCAGCAAACUCUAAGAUUGAAGUAGUUGUUGGGUUGCUUACCAAAUACUGUGUAGAGAUCAAUGUUUUAGUAUUCUCCCAUGACAAUGCAGGAGGAUGAACAGCCUUGUCCCAACUGUAUAUAUGUAUGUAAACUAUGUAAGUGUCUAUAUGUCUGUUUUCACUAUAACCUAUGUCUAUAUACAUAAAUAAAAGGGUUUAUUAACUUA